AUGGGCCAUAUGUCGCGGGUACACGCACCUCCUAUCGGAAUAUUAAAGCCGUUCAAAGUAUGCUCAAGUACUUUGAACGGCUUUAUCCGUCAAGAUACUAUCUUAUUGGUUGGUUUCGAAAUUGGUGCUGCUGGCACCAUCCAUUCCGCGUCCACCUUACAGCUUUCAUGA
Plasmopara halstedii is the source of this 171-nucleotide messenger RNA. RefSeq lists its product as uncharacterized. NCBI's taxonomy places the organism in Eukaryota, Oomycota, Peronosporomycetes, Peronosporales, Peronosporaceae. The coding region runs from base 1 to 171 and encodes 56 amino acids. The transcript has 2 exons. The record is from RefSeq and is a predicted model, not a curated record.